This is a messenger RNA of Cololabis saira (Pacific saury), 4210 nucleotides long. It is a transcript of the gene gnpat, whose product is annotated as glyceronephosphate O-acyltransferase. Lineage: Eukaryota; Metazoa; Chordata; Actinopteri; Beloniformes; Belonidae. Gene Ontology annotation, biological process: ether lipid biosynthetic process. Gene Ontology annotation, cellular component: mitochondrial membrane; peroxisomal membrane. The transcript has 17 exons. Gene Ontology annotation, molecular function: glycerone-phosphate O-acyltransferase activity. The coding region runs from base 149 to 2194 and encodes 681 amino acids. The record is from RefSeq and is a predicted model, not a curated record.
GUGAGGCGGAAGUGUUCCACCCAUGUGAAAUUCCUCAGGUGCAUUUUCAGCGACAAGUUUCACCACGAGAGGCAGGACGUUUGAAAUAUUCAUGCAAUCUUUACCUUGUCGGACGCGGCUUUCUUUCGGGUGCAUCGUGUAACAGAAAAUGACGUCCAAAGUGGUUUAUUCGCACAGAGAUCCCAUGCUGAAGAAAAGAGAUGACUUCGAGGACAUCUUGGAGGAGAGGAGACACUCCAGUGACCUGAGAUACGCCCUCAGAUGUUACACUCCGGUUCUAUACAAAGAACUGACACCCUGCAAAGCCAGCGAGCUGAAGAGUUUGGUGCUGCAGUCGGAUCAGCUACUUUACGUCAUCAAGCAGGUCUCCAAAGAAACGGGCAUGAGUGCAGAUGAAGUCCAGGGGGAGGCGUCAUCCAUCCUGGAGGAGAUGGCUCACCGCCUGCAGAUCAGCACCGUUCGCUUCUUCGCCUUCACGCUCAGCAAAAUCUUUAAGACUUUGUUCAGGAGCAUCUGCGUCAACGAAGAGGGGAUUCAGCGACUCCAGCAGGCCAUUCACGAGCACCCGGUGGUUCUUCUACCGAGCCACCGCAGCUACAUGGACUUCCUGCUCAUGUCUUACAUCCUGUACACCUACGACCUGGCUCUACCUGUCAUCGCUGCUGGCAUGGAUUUCAUGGCCAUGAAGUUUGUCGGGGAGAUGCUACGGAUGUCCGGAGCGUUCUUUAUUCGGAGGUCAUUUGGUGGAGACAAGCUGUACUGGGCCGUCUUCUCCGAGUACGUCAAGACCAUAUUGAAGAAUGGAUUUGCACCAGUUGAAUUUUUCCUGGAGGGAACCAGAAGCCGAACAGCCAAGUCUUUGACCCCAAAGUUAGGUUUGUUGAAUAUAGCGAUGGAUCCCUUCCUGAAAGGGGAAGUGUUCGAUGUGAGCGUGGUCCCAGUCAGCAUCAGCUACGAGAGGAUCCUGGAGGAAACGCUGUACGCCAGAGAGCUGCUGGGUGUACCGAAGCCCAAGGAGUCCACUUCAGGCCUGUUUAAAGCCAGAAAGGUUCUCAGUGAAGACUACGGCAGCAUCCAUGUGUACUUUGGUCAGCCCGUGUCUGUCAGGAGCUUAGCUGAGGGCAGAGUUAACCGCUGCCAGUUCAACCUAACACCAAGACAUAUCCCCCAGAAGCCCGGUGAGGAGAUCCACAGCUUUGUGAAUGACUCGGCUUACAGGCUGGUCCGUGCUCAGGAGGAGAACAUGGUCCUGAAGCCCUGGGUGCUCCUGGCCUCGCUGCUGCUCCAGAGUCACGCAGGACAGAGACGAGGGACGCCCCUGGACGAGCUGACCAGACAGGCCUUGUGGCUCAGAGAUCUCUCCCGGCAGUUUGGCGCCUUCCUCCACUGGCCGGACCACAUUCCUCCCUACGAGGUGGUUUCUGCAAGUCUUUCCCUCCAUCAAGGUUUGGUGAGGGUCUCCGAGGGAACGGUUGAGUUGGCUUUGGAACAAGCCGGAGGACCAGCAGGACCAGCGGGGCCUCACGGUGCCGCCACGCCCGAGGAUGAGCUCUUAAACCAGGCCGUGAUCACGCUCUCCUGCGCCUCCUACAGGAACCAGGUGCUGCACGUCUUCCUCCGACCGGCGCUGCUUGCUUCAGCCAUGCACGCGUGCUCCUGCAACGAGAAACAGGAGGUCUACAACAUUUUCAGCUUUUUGAGGAACAUGUUCUCCAAUGAGUUCAUCCUCUGUCCCGGAGCUGCAGUCCAGGAUUUUGAAGAGGCCUUGUACCUGCUGGUGAAGAGUGGAGCUCUGCAGGCCAACCAGCAGGAGAUUGUGGUAACAGACAGAGGCCGCAGGACCCUGGACUUCCUCACCAGGAUUCUGGAGCCCUUUCUGCAGGGAUACCAGGUGGUGUGUCGGUUCCUGUGCGAGGAGGCGACAGAGGGCCUGACGGAGAAGCAGUUUGUUCCUGCCGUCCGGAAGUUCAUUAUCAAACACCUUCUAAGCGGGAGGCUGAAAUAUGCUGAGGUGUUGUCAUCAGACCUCCAGAAGAACGCCCUUGCAUCUUUGCUGAGACUUGGAGCUGUACAGAAAAUCAAAGGAGGAGAAGAACAAGGACGUCUGAAGGUCGAUGCGGUGAUGCUGAACUCACUGGAGGACACUCUGGGAGGAAAACUCCCCACUCAGAAAGCUCUGGUCGCUCACUUGUAACUCGGUGACCUCAUCAGCUAAAGGGGGCGGCCUCGACCGGCGGGACGGAGACGUCUGUCCGGUGAACCGCACGGCGGCCUAACAACUCCUAAUCCCACUCGGGUCUGUGAGAGAUGGAACUAAAGAGUUGGCAUCUGGAGACUACUCCACCCCUUUUUAUUGAGGUUUCCUGUCAUUUGUUUCACUUUCCUUCCCUCCAUCUUCUUAGAUGCCAACAAGACUUUUGAUAUUAAACCCGGCAAUGAGCGAGGCCUUUAAAGGUUUCAUGCUACACUUUAUCAGACCUUUUGUUGCGGGCUGCCGUUUGGGCGCGUCUGCCUGUGCCAGCUUCACUCCCCCGUCAGCAUAUACGUGUCGUCUAAGUGGCUUUAACCUGCGUUAGGUUUAGUCCACACUUUCAUCUGAGCUUCCCUUUUUUUCUCGCUGUUUGUCUUUAGCUUCGGUUUCUGUUCUUUUGAGCACUUUAACAAAUGUAUACUUGCAAAGUGGUGUGGGCCUUUAACUUAUGUUUUUGCUGUUUACUGUUUUUGUCGAACUUGCCAUGAUCUUGAAUUUCAAAUAUCUUUUUUUUUUCUUACUUUUUUUUUUUUUUCUUACUUUUCUUAAAAAGUUGUUUAAAGUCUCCUGGUUCAGACUUCCCACUUACCAUUGCACAGGAAAGCAGCACACUAGUUUUUAUUUAUACAUAGGAGUUACUGCUGCAGGUGUGAUUAAGUUGCCAAACGUAUCCUUAAAUAGGAGUUGCUCAUACUGAAGCGCCGCAUAAUGAACACAUCUGAGGUUUCUGUUUAUUGCGUUGAGGAAUUUCUCAUUUUCAGGUCUAGAAUAGUUACUCAAUCUGUCAAAGUCAACAUAUUUGAAGGUGUUCAGACUUUAUUAAUGCUUAUUGAAGAUGUGGGUCAGUUUCUACUUCUGUUACAAGGAAAGGAGGAAAAGGCAAGAUAAAGGAUAAUAUAGGAAAACUCAGAGGAACAUCAAAUACUGACAAAUUACCACUUCAACUGAUUAUUGUUGUGAUUUCAAGUCUCAGGAUAAAAAAAAAAGUGUCCAAAGUGUGUUUUAUCUUUUUUUUAAGUCGAGGUUUCCGAAUGAAACUUAUCAGUUAAAAAUGUCUGCGAGUGUUGGUUGCCGGUUGAAAGCCCAGUGUGAGCAGCAGAGUGAGGCGUUACAGUCCUCGGGCCGCAUCAACACUCAACAUUUUUACCAAAGAAACACAGAAAAACCAAACAUCUGCCUUGGACUUCAGAAAGACUGCACAGAAAGACUUACAGUCGCUUUCCUUAUUGACACAUGUUUAUGUGAGGAAUUCAAAAGCACAUUCAGCCAGUACUUAUUGAUCCGAUGGUUUGAAUGUUUAACACACUUAAUACAUGCCAGUAGAGUGUAAUGUUUGCUUAAAGGUGGAUGCACACUUGUCCACUUCCUGACUAAUUUCUUGUGUAUGAUGAUGCUUCAUGAGCCUAUUCCAUAAAAGGAAUAGAGAAUUUGAGGACUGAGGGGUGAGGCCUGCCUGCUGCUUUCAGAGGGAUGAGACGGCGCUCAGAGGGUUCUUAGUUGACGCCCGUCAUAGCCAUGAAGUUUGAAAGGAGUGCUCUAAACAUGCACUCUAGUUUUUUUUUUUUUUUUGUUUUUUUUUAAUGGGUUAAAAAAAAACUAACAGUUUUAAUUCCAAAGGUAAAUGAGCCACACAAUGGCCAUAAAUUGCACAGGGGUUUAUUUCAAAGCUUUCACAUAUUGUUUAUCUCAGUUGGUACAUACUGAAUCUGUAAAACCUUCAUCUCUGUCGUUGACUGUGGCUGAAGGAACCUGAAAAGCAGCCCUGCAGAGAAACGUUUCAUAAAACCAUCUCCAAGUCAACACAUCAUCCAAAGUCUGCGGUGUCAUCUAUAUUUGUCGUUGAAUUGUUUUGCUUGUUUUCCCAUGUUCACGAGAGCCUUUACAUACUGUAUGUGUUCAUCUUUUUGUGUGUGUGUGUGCCUUUUAACUUUUUGUCUGAGGCCUUUAAGUACUGUUAUA